CUUUCAAUUGCAAAUGUCAAAAUUCAAAUCAGAAUUGACAACGAAAGCCUUUGACAUUGGAUAAAAAUUACUGUUACAAUAACAACCUAGCUUCCUUGAUGUCAGCUUGUAGUUAUAGUCCCUUUCUCGCAUGACGAUUUUUCCAAACUAUUUACCCCUUAAGUUUAAUAGCCUGAAAAUAUAUAGCCUAAAGAUGACGUAAGUGUAGGGCUUUUUUGUUAGGAAAAAAAUGUUUACGCAAGUGAAAGUCUUGUUGCGUUCAACGAUCUCCUGUGACGACAGUGAGAGUACUUUGCCUUACCCUUACUCGCCCUGGUCGCUGUUCCACCACCAUUAUAAGUAAUUACAGCGUUUCUUGUCAAUUAUUUACUUCUGAUAAUUUACGUAUAUACGGACGUCCAUGUAAUUAAUUUAUUCUAAACAGUGUAAAUUCAUUUUUAAAAGUGAAUUUAACUUAAUCAAUUGGCAUGACAAUGGCAGCACGUCCGCCAUGUCACGAAGCUUUUGUUGUCAAUGGCGCAAUUGUCAAAUUGAAAACAAAUCGUAAAAGUCACAAUUGGAUAGAAUCCUUUAAUUCAGAAUUUAUAUUGAUAAUACAACAAACGAGAAAUAAACAUAAACUAUAAUGAUCCACAAACUGAUUGACACGAGUGACGAUAUUAGAUUUAAACAAAGAUAAAAUUCUAGUGCCACAAAUACUGAAGAUAUUGAUCAAGGCAGAGCCAUUAACAUAAUCACUAGCGAUGGAUUAUUGUUUACCAUGAAAAGAAUGCAAUCGACUGUAUUUAUUAUUUCAGAUUGUUUGACUGCAUAAAUAUAUCGAAGUAAUGGGGUGUCUUCAUAGUAAAAAAGAGGUUAUCGAACUACAUCCCAAUAUUUUUCGUGUGCUUAAUAUCAAUGAUGAUGGAAUAGAGGUCACUACAGGUCAAUUAGAGAUUACAGAAUCCGAUAUUGUUUUGCAUAGAGAAGGAAUAGAUUCUAUUGUGUGGCCUCUACACUCGUUAAGACGGUAUGGUUUUGAAGGAGAAUUGUUUAGUUUUGAAUCAGGUAGAAGAUGCGAGACAGGAGAAGGAAUUUAUGCAUUUAGAUGCAGAAGGGCUUCUUCACUAUUUCGGUCUUUACAACAACAAAUUCAACUAAAAAAUGUUGUUCAAGAUUCUGUGCCAUACCCUGUAUCUCGAUUAACACCAUCCCCUCAAGGACGUCAAACAUUACAGGCCUCUGUAGUUCACCGUUCUUCAAUUGAUAAUGGACAAGUUGAUGCAGCAGGACCAACUCACAACAGCAAUCUUCCCAUUAUAGCUUCAAACAACACUGUCAUGAGAAAUGCCACCCAGUCACCUCGUUCACCUUCUAGUGCUGAUAUUUUAGAAGUGAUGCCAUUAAAUCCACGUCCUCAAGCAGCCAAUAGUCAAGUUUCUAAUGUAUACCAAGUAAGCGAUUUUAAAAGAGAACAUAAUAAUAACCAAGAUGCAGUGACAUCGACAGAGACUCGUCAUGUAUACAGUAAUGAUAUAAGUAGGGAUUUGGCCGUUCUUAGAAACACUUUGCGACAAGAAACUGCUUUGAAUACUAUUAAAGAUAUUGAAGACGAAACUAGAUACUUGGAAAGUCGCUAUGUUAAUGAAUCUAUUCCUAAAAAUUCAGCAAAUAAAGCACUGUCACCAACUUUAAGUAGUACAAGUGAACAUUAUGCACAGCUCAGUAUAGAACAACAGGAAGCAGCAAGGUUGUAUGUUAAUGUAGCCCCCACUGAUACAAGCAUUCCUGAAACAGAGAAAAAUGACCCUAUUCCCACAACACCACUCACACCCAAACAAGUUGAAUAUUGUAAUUUAACUAUCAACAAGCAGGAAAUUAAUAGCUAUGCAAAUCUGUUACUGGGAGAUAUUGCUGAAAGUCCUAAUAACCUGAAACCCAGCCUUCAUUCUAAUAUUUCAGAUCCAAACCAAAAGUUUUCAGAGUCCGAUACUUUUACUUCUUUGUCACCAGUGGAAGAACUCGAAGUUAACUACGCUAUUCUGGAUAUAGAGACCAGCAAGGAUUCUGGAAAAGCAGCAAGAGAAUUGGUUUCACCAGAAAGUCAAUCAUACGCAAGUUCAAAAAAUGAAAGCACUGCUUCUCAUUCAUCACAGACUCGUGGGCGUUUGGUGACGCAGAAUAGCUUUGACAAGAUGACCACAACAAACAGUUUGUCAACAAUGGCUCCUUUGAAUAUUGGAUAUACUACUAUUGAUUUUGAUAAAACAGUUGCAUUGACAUCUGUUGCUUCAGGCGAUAUUAACGACUGCUCGAGAAAGACACGACAUAAUUCUUGCAGCAUCGCAUGUGGCAGCCCAGGCAUUGACAAAAAUAAUAAAUAAGUUAUGUUAAAUCAUCUUUACAUAGAUGCUAUUUUACAAAAAUGUAUUAGGUUAAGUAUAUGGUACCUAAAAGAAAUCUGCCAAAUAUAUAUUAAGUUAAUUUUGUUUAGUAUGAAUCAAAAAUGUUUUAAAUCUUAUUAAGAUUCUAUAAGUACAAUUGUAAAUGACAAGAAUUGCUUUGAGAUAAUAAUGACAAUUAAAAUUAGUAGUAGCACAAAACUAAUUGCCAAAUACAACUUAAAUUAUAAGUAUUGUAGAAAAUUAAAAUGAUAUUACAGACUAGAGAAGUAUUAAAUCGGUGGUAGAGACGAUCUACAAGCUUUUUGAUAUUUUAUCAGUUGAUUUUACUUAUUAUUCCACCUGAUUAUUAUAUGUUAACAACAGAAUAAAUUAUUUUAAAAAUGAUGUUAUGUUAAGUACAUGGCUUAAAAUAAAAGCAAACAUAUGUUAAGUCAGAUGCUCUAAAUUUGUAUUAAAUGUAAUAUGACGAUAUGUAUUGCUUUAUAUAAUUAUAAUGCAAGGUAUAACAGCGAAAAAUGUUGAUCACAGUUGUGAUUUGAUUGUGCUGAUUAUAGUUUAGCUUUAAGUGUUGACAAGGCUAAUUUGCCAAUGGCGCAGUUUUUGCCAAAGAUUUUUUAAACCUAAGUAAAAAUCAAAGACUCGUAUUUUUUUAAUUACAAUAUUUUGCAUCGUUUGUUAAACAAAUAUUUAUAAAAAAAAUGUGUAUUUAAAUAUAAAAUAUUUAGUUGUUAGAUAAUAAAUUAAGAAUAAGGUAGGCAGACUUGCCUAUAACUUGUCUACCUAUGGCUAACGAACAUUGGGAGAAAUAUGGAACUAAGUCUGGCACAAGCUAACAAAUGAUGUAAUGAAAAAUGCAAUGAAAGCGCUUUCAAUCCAGGAUUUUUAUAUUAUCCAUUAGGCCAUAAAUAACAUUUCUGUUUUAUAUUUCAUUAUGCAAAGA
Messenger RNA from Papilio polytes (common Mormon), 3324 nucleotides. RefSeq lists its product as uncharacterized. The transcript is spliced from 3 exons. The coding region runs from base 828 to 2363 and encodes 511 amino acids. Gene Ontology annotation, cellular component: cytoplasm. NCBI's taxonomy places the organism in Eukaryota, Metazoa, Arthropoda, Insecta, Lepidoptera, Papilionidae. Gene Ontology annotation, biological process: cell surface receptor protein tyrosine kinase signaling pathway. The record is from RefSeq and is a predicted model, not a curated record.